ACGGUAGUUGAAGGACAGGAAACAGGAACUUUUUCUUCCUCCUCCUCUACUUCUUAAAGGGCAGUUUCAGAACUCUUUCUCAUCCUUGCCCUACUCCUCUUUCUCAAAAGAUCUUCAAGGCCAACAAUGCAUUUCCAAAUUGCCAGCAUCUUCCAGGGUUGGCUGCACAGGACUACAUCUGGACUGCUAAUUCUCUGUCUGCUAUCCUCUGGCUUAGAUGACUCACUCAAUCUAUAUGAUGGAGCAGUGCGGCUGGCUCAGGGAAACUCUCUCACUGAGGGCCGUGUGGAGAUCUACUAUGAUGGCCAGUGGGGGACAGUAUGUGACGAUGACUGGGAUAUUAUGGAUGCACAUGUGGUCUGCCGUUCCCUGGGCUUCAUGAAUGCAGUAGAAGCAAAGCAAGGGGCAGCAUAUGGGGAAGGACUGGGUCCCAUUCUUCUAGAUGAUGUCGCUUGUGAUGGGACAGAGAAGUCUCUUGUACAAUGUAGAUCUAAAGGCUGGUUGUCCCACAACUGCGGACAUGGGGAGGAUGCAGGAGUGGUGUGUGACAAGAACACUGAGUUUAAUCCUGGAGUGUUUUUCCUGGAUCAUUCUGGAGGCUUUCCUGAGGACCUUGGUAAACUGUAUGACAGCCAGCAGGACUGUGACCUCAACAUCACUGUGCUGAUAGCAGAUAACAACACUGAAGCCCUGAGUUUGUGUGCACAUAGACUGAUUCUUCAUACACACAGUGAGGCCAGCCUUCUUCUCCAGGGAAGCACACUGAAAGUGGAUGAAGCAUGCCUGCCCAAUGUGAACAGCUUUCUCAGGUACUUCUACUCACGGCAGAUCAGAGUGACAGUGCAUUCAGUAAAGUGCUUGCACAAGCUGGCCAUGGCCUAUGGAGUUUCAAGCCUGCAAGCGUACUGCAUUCAGGUCUUCCCCAACUUCUUUCCAUUGGACCCCACUUUUCAUGUUCAGCUGAAGCUGUACAACUACAGCCUGGCCAGUGGAGAUGCCCAGCUGCAGGAUCUCACCAUGCAGUACCUAGCCUGGAACUGUGAGGCCUUGACUCGCACUGAGGCCUGGUUGGCCCUGACGCCAGAGAUGAUGGAGGCCCUGCUGUCCCGUACAGAUGUUGUGAUUCAGAAUGAAUGGUCCCUGCUGAAAGCUCUGGACCAAUGGGCUCAAACCAAUGAAAUAAAGGAAGGCCACGUGGAAAAGAUCCGCUUUCCUAUGCUUUUGCCAGAGCAGCUGCUAGAGCUCCAGUUCAACCUGACCUUUUAUGAGACUUAUAAGAAUAUCUUCCAGGUGAAGAUUAUGGAGGCGCUUGAAUUUCACACAGUACCACUCAGAUUUCUAGAGCAGUACAAGCUCCAUGACCUCACAAGUGAUUCACACAUCCCUCGCUUUUACACUGAGUCCACUUGGAGCAUGCACCUACCGGUAAGCUAUGACUUCUUGUCACAGCAGUAUAUUCCUGGAUCCCAAGUCACCCAGCUACCUGAAACAAUCAAGCACCCUAGCUUUCUUUUCAAGAUGCAGAAUAUAACCUGGGCCUUCAACUAUCACAGCCCUGCACAAAGCCACCAAAAUGAUACCGGUAGAUGCUCUUCCUCAGACAUUACCCCUGUUAGCUAUCUUGCAUUGGAAGGUUCUACGGAUGACACCAUCCAUUACAAUAACAAAGCACUCUUGCUCUGCCAAAGUUCCUAUAUCACAGGUAUUGUCAGUUUUAAAAAUGGUACAGCCGUGGUCCCCAGUGCCACCUUCUUCCCAUGCCUAACUGGCUACUCAGGUUUUAUUGCUGUGGUGCGUCCUAGUUACAAGCUGAACACAUAAAAGGCUAGGAUUCUCUGUUGCAGGCAGAAUAUAUAACAAGUCAAAAUCUGCCCUUGAGGCACAUCUCAUAGUACCGCAGCUUCUAUUGUUGUCCUAGCUGCUUCUCUAACUGUAGAUUCAGCAUUGUGUCUUGCUACUCCAAGCCAGAAUCUAUAUCAUGGUGAGCUAAUUCUAAGUGAAUAGGUAAUUUUAUUCACCCUCGAGUUUGAUAGAUGUAUCUACAAUUAAUCCUAAUUGAUUGAAAUCCCCAUGCUGUUGGAUGUGCAUUCCCUGUCCCUUUAUAUCCCCCUAGCUUGAGAUUCUCUCUUAAUAAAAUUUGAAAAACAAGUUGCCAGCUUUCAAUAUUAUUAACACUGAUUUAUUAAUUGCCUUCUAAACCACCGUCUCAAUAAGAUUUACAUAUGAAAUAAUAAAAAACAGUUUAAAAUAUAAAAAUGAACACAUUUAAAACAAGACUAAAACUCUACCAAGUGGACACCCAUUUAUCCAGCUGGAAAAGCCUGUUGGAACAAAAAUGUCUUCAGUUGUUUCCAGAAAUUGCAGAUUCUGAACACGAAUGAUAUUCCACAAAAAAGGGGUAGCAACAAACACUAAAAGCUACACAUUUUUGGUGAUCCAAAAAGCCACCACUAUCAUGCCAUUCUUCUAAGGAUCUCAGACAAAAAUGUAUUUGAGCAUUCCCAGAAUGACUUUACCAUAGAGUCAGCUGCUAUUCUGAAAAACUGACCUAACAGCAGUGCCUCUGAACAUGGGCAAAGUAUGUUCGCCUUGUGAAGGGCACUAGUUUCUUUCUUUUUGUAACCUCGUAGAAUUAAAGAAUCCCUGUCUUCACCCAGUAUCUGUGAUAAACUUAUGUAGCUGGGAGGGCAAAGCUAGUAGUCUUGUACAGUACUUCAACCCUGUCCAGGAGUGCCAUCUUGGCCCCACAACUGUGGGUUCCUGAGG
This is a messenger RNA of Zootoca vivipara (common lizard), 2766 nucleotides long. RefSeq names its product galectin 3 binding protein (gene LGALS3BP). Lineage: Eukaryota; Metazoa; Chordata; Lepidosauria; Squamata; Lacertidae. The record is from RefSeq and is a predicted model, not a curated record. Gene Ontology annotation, cellular component: membrane; extracellular matrix. Gene Ontology annotation, molecular function: protein binding.